Messenger RNA from Mobula hypostoma (lesser devil ray), 3228 nucleotides. RefSeq names its product SH3 domain-binding protein 5-like. The record is from RefSeq and is a predicted model, not a curated record. The transcript has 9 exons. Gene Ontology annotation, biological process: negative regulation of protein tyrosine kinase activity; intracellular signal transduction. Gene Ontology annotation, molecular function: protein kinase inhibitor activity. Gene Ontology annotation, cellular component: cytoplasm. Bases 662 to 1906 code for a protein of 414 amino acids. Lineage: Eukaryota; Metazoa; Chordata; Chondrichthyes; Myliobatiformes; Myliobatidae.
ACCCGUCCCAUUCUGCAAGAAGUCGAUGUGAAAUGGACAGAGAAAAUUCUGUUUUAAACACAAGGUCAGGCAUGAACUGAUGGCAGUGUUUCUCUGCUCGAUCGAGCGAGGCUGAGGACGGGAGGAGGAAUGCAGAGCCUGAGCAUUUGUCACGUCAGUGUCUCGCUGUAACAAAGCGGUGGCAGCGAGAAGGAAGAGGCGGAGUCAGUAGGUUGGGGUUGGUAACUGGGGCGAGUGGCAGCCGCGGUCCGAGUGUCUGCGGAACGGUGGAGCAGCCUGCCCAUUGUGUUAGAGCGGAGCCUGAUUCACUGGCGCAGUCUACAAGCUGAGCGAAGGAUAUCGUUAGCUUUCGUCUGUAUUCUUCCACCCAAGGACUUGGAGGCGCGGCGAUUGUAAUAAGGCGGUGUGCUUCCUCUGGCCAUUUUACAGUAAUUGGCUCUUUUGCGGGGUUUCAGAGACUGGGAUUUGUUCCCCUCGGUAAGUGAAGCCAAUGCAGAAUGUAUGCCAGCGGUUCAUUGAGGUGACCUUAGCGCUAACCCAGUCCCCCGGGCCAUCCCAUCGAGUUUGCCCCAUCUUCCCUUUCCCUGCUUCUGAGGUUUCAGUCCCAUCUUGGAAUAUUGAAAAAAUACUUCUGUAAGGAUAUAAGAAUACAAGUAACAAAAUGGACGGAUUGUCAAAAAGGAAUGAGAAGUUGGAAGUGCCAGAGGAGGAAGAAGUCGAUCCGAGAAUCCAGGGGGAACUCGAGAAGCUGAACCAAUCAACAGAGGCUAUUAAUCGUCAGGAAACUGAGCUAGAGGAGGCUCGUCAAAAGUUUCGAACUGUUUUGGUCGAAGCCACUGUUAAGCUUGAUGAAGUGGGGAAGAAGGUAGGAAAAGCAGUGGAUGAUUCUAAGCCUUACUGGGAGGCCCGACGAGUCACACGGCAGGCCCAGCUGGAGGCCCAGAAAGCUACCCAAGAUUUUCAAAGAGCCACCGAAGUGCUGCGCGCAGCCAAGGAGACGAUUGCUCUGGCUGAACAGAGGCUGCUGGAAGAUGAAGAGCGGCAGUUUGAUUCAGCAUGGCAGGAGAUGCUUAAUCAUGCAACGCAGAGGGUUAUGGAAGCAGAACAGACCAAGACGAGGAGUGAGCUGUUACACAAGGAAACAGCCCUGAAGUACAAUGCAGCAAUGAGCAGGAUGAAGCAGCUGGAGAAGAAACUGAAGCGAGCCAUCAAUAAAUCCAAGCCUUAUUUCGAACUGAAAGCCAAGUACUAUCUGCAGAUGGAGCAACUGAAGCAGAAUGUGGAUGAACUGCAGACCAAGCUGUCGUUGGCCAAAGGAGAGUAUAAGGCCGCCUUGAAGAACCUGGAGAUGAUCUCCGAUGAGAUUCAUGAAAGGAGGCGCUCCAAUGUGAUUGGACCUAGAGGACGGGGGGUUGGUGCUGAGGGAAAUGGAAACCCUGUGGAAUUCACAUCCAGCCUGAAGACUGACCCUGAAGAGUUAUCCAUGACAUCUGAGAUAUUUGAUGAUGACAAUUGCAGUGACCCUGUGUCUGAAGAUUCGGAGAGCCAGUCCGAGUCCAGUUUAAGCUCCUGCCCGACCAGCCCACUGGACCAGCCAAACCCAUUCCCCACUAUGACUCGCUCCCCCAGCCUGGAACUGUUGAGUCCGGAGUCUGACUGUGCGACAGGUUCUCCCAUUCUGGGGCCUCGCAGUGAAUGCAGUGGAGCUUCCUCCCCUGAAUGUGAAGCUGAAAGAGGGUGCAGGGCUGGUGUUGAAAAGAAGGACAAACUGAUUAACCAACAAGCCAUUGAUGAGACUGCUCUGAAGAUCAGAGUAACUCAAAUUUCAGUCAAAUGCACACAUCCAAAGGAGAAACAAAUUUCGGGAAUAGAGGUCUGCAGUUUGGCUGGCUCCCCAACCUGUUAAAUAUGGUGUGAACCAGUAUCUUAAACAUGCCAGAAAACAUCUGCCACCAACUUACUCAUUCACAAUCCAGGCCUUUUAAUUGCUGUCUAACUACUUAUUGAAAGGUUUCUUUGAAAUGUGGUUGGUAUGUCUAAUUGAGAUGAAAAGGAACCUUGGGGAAGUUUUUGGAUUGAAAGACUUGGACAUAGCAAUUUGAUUUCGGACGGGAGGCAAAGUAGCAGCAACUGCCUUGUGCUGGUGAAGUGGAUUUGAAGAUUGACUUUUUCUUUUGCUGCAAUCGAUGACCUAUAUGUACAUGGCAGAGGAGGAACACUAAUCGAGAGGCUAUGCUUUGCUCCACUCGUAUUGUGUGCAAUAUUUAUAUGUGCCACUUCAUUGUGUCUCUCUUCACACGGAGACCUACUGUGUUCUUGUGUUGACAAGUGUGCUACUGCACUGAGGGUCUGCGGUGCAUCUUUACAGCAGAGUUAGUUUCACACUGUGGAAAAACAGACCUGAAGCUACUGCUCCGGUUUCCUGUUGUUCAGAAAGACUUGCAAUAAGAAAAAAAAACUACAGUGCUGAGGGUCCUUCACUUCCCGUGAAUGGUGAGAGUUUAACAGGAGUGGAGCAACAUGUUUACUAUCUGGAAAGGUAGAUCUGGCAUUGUUAAAUGUCUUUACUGUUCCAUUAUAUCCUUGUAACCACGUGGAAGAAAACAAAAGAUUUCUGGAGAAAGCUGGCCAUUGAUAUUUGGCUUAGAAAUUGUAGUGUUUUCACUGACAAGUUAAAGUUCUUUGUUGGCCAUAAAUCUGCAUUAAACCAAGUACACUACAGGCACCGACAAGGUUCUGCUGCUGAGAAACGUCUGCCCGUGCAGUUGACAGAAAAUAUCACAGACUGGAUGACAGCACUGGGAAUCCAGAUUGUAAAAAAUAGCUCCCUGGGCUUUAGUUCGGGGAGAAGAGAGAUCUGGUUUGCCAAAGGGAUUUUAUUUUUGACUUGCAAGUAAAGUAACCAACGAGAAAGCUUGCAUGCCUUAUAUUUAUGUUUAAAACAUAAUAUACACAAUAGAUUGGUAAUCAUUAAGUACUAUUUUGAGCAUUAGUUUUUUUUGUACAAUUCAGUAUUGUAAAAUUGUGUAUAGUUCCACAUUUUUAAUAUGGGUUCUGUCAUUAAAUAUGCCUCAUCAUUCUAAAUACAUAUAUAUAGUCACUACUGUGUUUGUGUUAAUCCAUCUCAUAUAGUAACAGUGACACUGAGCUAUGACAUUUUAAUCUGAAGGUAACUUCAACUUGAUUGCAUUUUAAAUCAACAAGUCUGUACAACUGAAUGAACUAUUU